Messenger RNA from Plasmopara halstedii, 1002 nucleotides. RefSeq lists its product as uncharacterized. Bases 1 to 1002 code for a protein of 333 amino acids. The record is from RefSeq and is a predicted model, not a curated record. The transcript has 5 exons. NCBI's taxonomy places the organism in Eukaryota, Oomycota, Peronosporomycetes, Peronosporales, Peronosporaceae.
AUGAGCAAUUUCGAGCUUUUGGCUCAUGCAGCCCAAUGUAAAGGCUCUGCUGGUGUGCACGAGUACUUGCAAGAGCAUCGUCUAGUGGCUCCUGACUUUCUGCAAGAGCUCAGCACACCCAUUCUUCUAGGCGUUGAAGAUAAAGAUGAGGACGCGACGGCUGCAGACUUUGGUAUUUGUAUGGAAAAAUUGAAUCUGAGAGUGCAGCGUGAUAUAUGGAGUGCAUUGGCGAGCGGGGCUUCUCCUUGCGCGGACACGGCUGUAAGCCUCGCACGCGCUUUUCUUAGAGUGACAGCGAUACCGCGACGUCGCGAGAUUGACAAUGUAUGCCUCUUGCUUGCGAAGAUGGUGUUGCAAGAAGAUGCAGAUGAUCAGAAAAGGGAAAGCAAUCCGGUGGAUAAUGCUUUCCGCCGUCGAAUGCGUCGGUCUACGAUGAAUCGCGUGGAAUUCUCGUUACAGAAUGAAAAUCACGGCAAGUUAGUGACAUCUAGUAGAUUAUAUACUACCAGAUUAGCUGCAUCGCGGUCAAAAAAACGCGUGAGAGCUGAUGUCGUCCUGGAUCAAAUUUUGGUGCAAAAAACUGAGCAGCGACUAAGAGAUCAGUCACUCUCCUGCAUACCAACACCAGAACCACCAUUAAUAUCGAAAAAGAUGGAGGAUCGCGCGUCUAAUCUGGCCAAACGGCUUGACCACCUCUCAUACUCUGAAAGCACUACUGUGGCUGAUGACAUCGCUUCAUGUGUCUUUACUUUGCUGGCUGAAAUCGUUAACGACGUCCGUACGACUUAUGUAGCUAACGAGCGCAGCUUUCAGUAUCUAUGCACGGUGCUACGUAUAGACUCCGCUAAUGAUGAAGUUCUAUAUCAAAUUACUCGUGCGCUUGUUGAUUCCAACUGGAGCUCGCGGUACGCCGCGAUUUUUAUCAAAACAAGUGUUUUACCAAAGCUCUUGUUGGCUCGCUAUUACUUCCUCUGUUGGUCGGAGGCAACGAUGAUAAUUUGA